Messenger RNA from Vombatus ursinus (common wombat), 1329 nucleotides. RefSeq names its product disintegrin and metalloproteinase domain-containing protein 1a-like. The record is from RefSeq and is a predicted model, not a curated record. Gene Ontology annotation, molecular function: metalloendopeptidase activity. The annotation marks the transcript as partial. Gene Ontology annotation, cellular component: sperm head plasma membrane; plasma membrane; external side of plasma membrane. Gene Ontology annotation, biological process: binding of sperm to zona pellucida; male gonad development; proteolysis. The transcript has 2 exons. Lineage: Eukaryota; Metazoa; Chordata; Mammalia; Diprotodontia; Vombatidae.
CUGGGCUCCCUAGUGUCUCUCAGUACCUGCUCUGGCCUCAAGGGUAUAAUAACCAUAGAGAAAACAGUCUAUAACAUUGAGCCCAUUGAUGCCUCAAGUGAGUUUGAACAUGUCCUGUACAAAAUGAAAAAGGACACGUUGGAUACCUGGCAUAAUCCUGGAAGCAUAGUGGGUGAUGUCUGUUACAGAAGUAAUUGCGUGUCCGGGAGAGCUGCGUUGGUUGAAUCCUUCUAUCAUGAAGACAUAACCCGCUUCACUACCCUUAUGUCCCGUGAGCUGGGCCACAAUCUAGGCAUGUUGCAUGACCACAGGAUCUGCAUUUAUGGUCAAUACAUUUUUUGCAUCAUGCAUGCGUUUAUCACUUAUGAAAGUGCGUAUAGUAACUGCAGUAUCGAUGACUUCUUUCAAACACUGAGAUCACACUAUGGGUCCUGCAUUUUGUACAAGCCAGAGCCCAAGAAAAUACUGAGAAUGUCAGUCUGUGAGAACCAAGCAUCAGACAGAGGGGAGGAGUGUGACUGUGGCAGUAUUGAGACCUGCUCAAGGGACUCUUGCUGUCUUCCCACAUGCAGGAUGACCAGAGGUUCCGUAUGUGCCUUCGGGCCCUGCUGUGAGUACUGCCAAUUUCAGUUAAGGGGCAGUGUUUGCCGUCCCAGUAGGGAUGAGUGUGACCUCCCUGAAUAUUGCAAUGGAACCUCCAUGUGGUGCCAACCAGAUGUCUACAAACAAGAUGGCACCCGGUGCGCAGGUGAAGGGCUUUGCUAUGGAGGGCACUGUCGGGACCUGAAUAAACAGUGUGUUGAGAUCUUUGGCAAAGAAGCCAUAUCUGCCCGGGAUGGUUGCUAUCGGUUCAUGAAUACCAAAGGAGACCGGUUUGGGAACUGUGGCAGUAAAUAUCCUGGGCUGUACAAGCACUUUUUGAAGUGUGCUGAGAAAGAUGCCAAGUGUGGGAAGAUUAUAUGUGAGAAGGUGCUGAAUGUGCCCCAAAGUAGGGACCACCACACCUUCAUCCAUGUGAUGCAUGCUGAAACUUGGUGCUGGGCAGCAGACCUCUUUGAGGAGACUGAUAUUCCUGAUAGAGCACAAGUGCCCACUGGUACCAGGUGUGGCCCAAACAAGAUCUGCAUAAGCCAUGUCUGCUCUGAUGCAAGGUUGCUCAAGCUUGAGUGCAAUCCAGCUACCAAGUGUCAUGGAAGAGGGGUGUGUAACAACUUGAGACAUUGCCACUGUGAUUAUGGCUAUGCCCCCCCAACUUGUGAGACAGGAGGUCAUGGGGGGAGUAUGGAUAGUGGGCCCCCUCCUACAACUACAACCACCACUACCACGACC